AUGCCUGUGUCGCCCGCGGCGCCUCCGUUAGGAGAAAGCAGCCAGGAGACGGCGUUAUCAGACGGCUCCCAGAGCGACCGGCCGCCCUCGCAAAGCCCAAGUGUUCCCCGGGUUCAGAACCGCGGCCGCCUGGACCCGGCAGUCUUUCAGUCAAGGCCGGGGGUGGCCGGGGGCCCGAACUGCUCUCCGACCUCCCCCUACAACCUGCGGUCCCUGCGGCCUUUCCAUCCGGUGGACGGCGACGGCAUCCCGCGUGUGCGCAGGCCACGAGGCUGUGCGUUCUCCCCGACGCCGGGAGUUUCCCCGGCGGGGACCCGCCAGUUAGGAAUUCGGGUUUCCUCGUGGGUCGACUGUGUGGACGCUGAUCUGCAGCAGCUUCCCAGCCUCCACAGACUGACGGUUUGGGUGGGAGAGUUCGUUUGGAGGAAGCCCGAGGCGCCGUGGGGAGCCCGCGGCACGCAGAAGAGCGUGUGCAGCCGCGGCGGCACACGAAGGCCGUUCUGGAAGAGCCUGGGAAACACCAGGAUGCCCAGGACAAUAGACAAUAGAAAAAUAGUCAUGGAGGAAGUUAGGACCCCUGACAACCACCACCAAACAGAGUCGUACCCACAAGCCCACUUCACAACAUCUAAACCGGAAACUCACACUGAUGGCACUGAUGGGAGAAAAUACUGACGCAGUGAUGUGAGGCAGAACGAAAGACUCAUCCAAUAACCACACCUAGUAUGUAAAAGCCAAAGGGCUCAACUUCCACUCAUGAGAUUCAAUCAAAGAACUGAGUGCACGUGAGCCUCCAGGUCCAGACGAGGUGCUUGUCAAGUGCAAGAUGCUAUUAGCUCAAAUAUAUGUGUCAG
Molecule: messenger RNA, 854 nt
Organism: Tupaia belangeri chinensis (Chinese tree shrew)
Lineage: Eukaryota; Metazoa; Chordata; Mammalia; Scandentia; Tupaiidae
Exons: 3
Coding region: 1-675 (224 amino acids)
Source: RefSeq, a predicted model, not a curated record